UGUGUGUGUGUGUGUGUGUGUGUGUGUGUGUGUAGGACUGUGCUAAAGGUCAGAUGCCUGCAGGAUGGAGGUCUCCUUCUGUCUAUAAGCUGCAGUAUUCUCACCCUCUGUGUGAAAACAGCCGAGUCAUGGUGCUGGCAGUAACCAUGGGCCCUGAACUCGUCAUCAACGCCACUCUGAAGGUGGGGGAGAAAGUAGACACGGUCCCUAAGCUGUGUGUGAAGCCGGACGGAUUCCUCACCCCCCAGUGGAGAGGAGAAAGUGCAGCCGCUGCGUUCAAAGACCUGAGCAAACUGUCUCGUCUCUUCAAAGAUCAGAUUUCUUAUCCUCUGAUCGCUGCAGCUCGAGCAGCGAUGUCUCUCCCGGUGGUGUUCGGCCUCGCCGCUCUCCCCCCCGAGCUGCUGCUCAGAGUCCUCCGACUGCUCAACGUCCAAUCAGUGCUCAGCGUUUCCUCCACCUGCAAACACCUGAACAUCUGCUGCCAGGAUGUGUCGCUGUGGAGGCACCUGGCGCAAAGAGACCACACAGGUGAGACACUUUAAUAUCUCACCUGGUGCACAGAGACCACACAGGUGAGACACUUUAAUAUCUCACCUGGUGCACAGAGACCACACAGGUGAGACACUUUAAUAUCUCACCUGGUGCACAGAGACCUCACAGGUGAGACACUUUAAUAUCUCACCUGGUGCAGAGAGACCACACAGGUGAGACACUUUAAUAUCUCACCUGGUGCAGAGAGACCACACAGGUGAGACACUUUAAUAUCUCACCUGGUGCAGAGAGACCACACAGGUGAGACACUUUAAUAUCUCACCUGGUGCAGAGAGACCUCACAGGUGAGACACUUUAAUAUCUCACCUGGUGCACAGAGACCACACAGGUGAGACACUUUAAUAUCUCACCUGGUGCACAGAGACCUCACAGGUGAGACACUUUAAUAUCUCACCUGGUGCAGAGAGACCACACAGGUGAGACACUUUAAUAUCUCACCUGGUGCAGAGAGACCACACAGGUGAGACACUU
This is a messenger RNA of Notothenia coriiceps (black rockcod), 1023 nucleotides long. It is a transcript of the gene fbxo7, whose product is annotated as F-box protein 7. NCBI's taxonomy places the organism in Eukaryota, Metazoa, Chordata, Actinopteri, Perciformes, Nototheniidae. The transcript has 4 exons. Gene Ontology annotation, biological process: positive regulation of autophagy of mitochondrion. The coding region runs from base 54 to 542 and encodes 162 amino acids. Gene Ontology annotation, molecular function: protein kinase binding. The record is from RefSeq and is a predicted model, not a curated record.